Messenger RNA from Hymenoscyphus albidus, 768 nucleotides. The record is from the annotation of a GenBank genome assembly. NCBI's taxonomy places the organism in Eukaryota, Fungi, Ascomycota, Leotiomycetes, Helotiales, Helotiaceae.
AUGGCGGGGAUGGAGACCGUCCAAUGCUUCGCUCUUGGUUGCGAGGCAACCUCGCUUAAUAGCAUUGUGAAACUAAUCCCGAAAGGUAUGAAUUUAUAUCUCGGAAUAUAGGCACAUGCGUAAGGUAAGUAUCUUCGAUCUCAAUAACACCAUGACGUAACACACACAUUGUAUGUUUGUUAAAUGCCAAGGUAGUCCUCUCAGCUCUGGCUCAUCCGACAAUUUAUAUGUGAUCUCAGGGCCUCAUAUUAAAUUUUGGUGCCCUUCGAUACUCGAGUGAACUUCUUUCAUCUCUCUAAUCCUUGGAAUCACACGAUCAUAUAUUCAAUACAUUGCUAAAUAUCUCCCACUGAUCCUUCAAUCUAAAAUAUUAGCAACUAUGAAGAUCUUCGCUGCUCUUCCAUUGUCGGUCCUCUUUCUCGACUCGGCUAUAGCUCAAGUUAUAAACUGCACGAAACUCGAAACGUCAGAAGAUUAUGUCAAUGUGAGUAACCAACAAUACCCAAAUUUAUUUACUCUUACAUGCUGCUAACGUUGACAUUGUCAGUGGCCCACAGAGGUCAAGUGGUAUGUGAGUGAACCCAUGUGUUCGAGACAACAUCCCGAUCGAGUAUACUAAAUUCUCUGCAGUGUCCAACCAGGGAUACUCAACCUUCGGACGACUGCAAUUUCAUUGGUGAAAAUGACCAAGCAGAAGUUGAGCGGAAAUUCUUCUUUUGCGUAGGUACUUUUGAUUGUUUUCGAUGUCGAAACUUUCGUGCUGAUUAG